Sinocyclocheilus rhinocerous is the source of this 2381-nucleotide messenger RNA. Its product is annotated as disintegrin and metalloproteinase domain-containing protein 23-like. Gene Ontology annotation, biological process: proteolysis. The coding region runs from base 126 to 2306 and encodes 726 amino acids. Gene Ontology annotation, molecular function: metalloendopeptidase activity. NCBI's taxonomy places the organism in Eukaryota, Metazoa, Chordata, Actinopteri, Cypriniformes, Cyprinidae. The transcript has 24 exons. Gene Ontology annotation, cellular component: presynaptic membrane. The record is from RefSeq and is a predicted model, not a curated record.
GAGAUCUGGGGCUGGCCACCGCCUUCACUCGCCGCAGCAUCAGGACCAUCAAGGACAAUGAGCCCCGAGCGAGUCACCGCAUCCAUGCGUUAAUCUCACGCUAUUCCAAAGACCAGCUAUGAAUCAUGUAUGUGAUAGUACUUUCAAAUCUGCUCGCGUGCAUCCUCGCUUCCUGUCUCCAGCCUUCCGUGGCGUCAGCGUCAGCCGUGUUGGAGGCUGAGAUCCCCGGGGAGGCAGUGUCAUUGCUGCUACAGAAGGAUGAUACUGCAGCCGGACAGAAGCACAAUGCCAGCGGGCCGCAGGAGUCAGAGUGCACACUCACAUACCCGUCUCGCCUCAUCUACUACCGGAACGAAGCUUCGGAGAGCACCUACCAUGACCUGAACACUCACGCUAGGAUUCCUGACCCACAUGGACAGGAGGUCCAUCUCGCUCAGGCUUCAUUUCAACUUCAGGCCUUUGGAUCACAAUUCAUUCUGGACCUCACAUUAAACAAUGACCUGCUGUCCUCAGACUAUGUGGAGAUACACUAUGAGAAUGGGAAGCCCAUCCUUUGGAAGGGUGGAGAGCACUGUUAUUACCACGGCCAAAUCAGAGGGAAUGACAACUCUCGUGCCGCUCUGUCCACUUGUAACGGUUUACAUGGCAUGUUUGAUGAUGGAGUCCAUGUGUACAUAAUUGAGCCACUUAAACAGAAUCACUCUAUGGAGGGAACAGCGAGACCACAUGUGUUACGCAGGACGACUAUCCUGCAGCAAACCCCAUCUGCAGGAGAGGAAGGCAUGGAGGAGGAUUUGUCUUGGCUUCGACGGAGGAAAAAGCGAGCUAUGCCAAGGAAUGUGUUUGAGGAGAUGAAGUACAUUGAACUGAUGAUCGUCGUUGACCACAGCAUGGUGUGGAAGAUCUUUAAAGAACACCUGAACACGCGUGUGGUGCUGGUCGCUGUGGAGAUCUGGACGGACAAGGAUCACAUUCCCGUUAGUGUGAUUCCAUUCGAAAUGCUGCGAAACUUUUCCAAAUACCGACAGCAGCACAUCAGGCAGCACGCAGAUGCAGUGCAUCUGUUCUCUAACGUGACGUUUCACUAUGCUCGGAGCAGCCUAGCGUAUUUUGGAGGGGUGUGUUCUGUCAGUCAUGGGGUUGGUAUCAUUGAGUUUGGCUCUACGUGGACGAUGGCACCACUGCUGGCCCAGAGUUUGGCUCAGAAUCUUGGUAUUCAAUGGGAUUCAGCAUUAAAGAGAAAGGAUUGUGGGUGCAUGAACUCCUGGCUGGGCUGUAUCAUGGAGGACACUGGGGUCCAGCACCCGCGGACUUUCUCUAAGUGCAGUAUCACCGAUUUUAAAGAGUUCCUGUUGAAGGGAGGAGGAUCCUGUCUCUUUAACAAACCCAGCAAGCUGUUUGAAGACACCGAGUGUGGAAAUGGAUAUGUGGAAGUGGGAGAAGAGUGUGACUGUGGACCAAGAGAAUUCUAUCCUCGAGGUUACUCGUGCCGCUAUGCAGUAAAUGACUGUGAUAUUUCAGAGAUGUGCUCAGGAGACUCAGGGCUGUGCCCUCUCAAUCUACACAAGCAGGACGGUUACUUCUGCUCCCUCAACCAGGGUCGCUGCUAUGCUGGAGAGUGCAAGACGAGAGACAGUCAGUGUAAAUAUGUGUGGGGACCAAAGGCCGCGAGUUCGGAGAAGUUCUGUUAUGAGAAGCUGAACACAGAGGGCUCAGAGAAGGGCAACUGCGGUCAAGACGGAGACAAAUGGAUCCAGUGCAGUAAGCAUGAUGUAUUUUGUGGAUAUCUGCUGUGCACUAACACUGGCCGAAUCCCACGGAUUGGAACUAUAAAAGGAGAAGUCACUCCCACAAAUUUCAACCAUCAGGGCAGACUGAUCGACUGCAGUGGUGGUCACGUCUUGCUGGAUGAUCAGACUGAUCUCGGGUAUGUCGAGGAUGGAACUCCAUGCGGUCCGUCUAUGAUGUGUCUGGACAGGAAAUGUCUCCCUCUUCAGUAUCUGAACCUGAGCUCCUGUCCCACCGGACCCAACGAGCACGUCUGUUCCAGUCACGGGGUGUGCAAUAAUGAGGCGGCAUGUACAUGUGACACAACGUGGGCGGGGACAGAUUGCAGUAUGCCUGAUCCUCCAAAAGAACCACCCCCUGCUGAAGAUGAGGGACCCAAGGGUCCUAGUGCCACCAAUCUCAUCAUAGGGUCGAUCGCAGGGGCCAUCCUGGUGACAGCUAUAGUCCUGGGUGGGACGGGCUGGGGGUUUAAGAACGUCAAACGGCGAGGAUACGAUCCAAGUGCAUCUGCCAUCUAGUGGACAGAAGGAACGCUCCGACCUCCAGAGCUUCUCUAUUCAGCUGGGCUGCUGUUUUUGCUGCUCUUUUCUGGC